Silurus meridionalis is the source of this 792-nucleotide messenger RNA. It is a transcript of the gene nrgna, whose product is annotated as neurogranin (protein kinase C substrate, RC3) a. Gene Ontology annotation, molecular function: calmodulin binding. Bases 141 to 323 code for a protein of 60 amino acids. The transcript is spliced from 3 exons. Lineage: Eukaryota; Metazoa; Chordata; Actinopteri; Siluriformes; Siluridae. The record is from RefSeq and is a predicted model, not a curated record.
AAGGUUGAGUCGCGCGGAGGUGGGACAGAGCGCGAGGCGCUACAGAUCAGAGGAGAAGAAGGCGCGCGGACCGGAGACUCCAGAGGAACUGUUACCUGAGGGCGACCUGCUCAUCUACUCUCAGAUAAAACCUCAUUACUAUGGACUGUCGAAAAGAGGGCUGUGCUCAGCCACAAGACGAGGACAUCAUGGAUAUCCCCCUGGACGACCCUACCGCUAACAAGGCUGCCGCUAAGAUCCAGGCCGGCUUCCGGGGUCACAUGACGAGGAAGAAGAUGAAGGAUGACAAACCAAGAGAAGAGAAACAAAGGGAUAAGAAGUAGCGCCAGAAGGACGUCCAACCGCUGCCGUUUUUCCGUACACCACCGCAAUAACCUUGAGGUCGACGAGAAACAUUCAGUGUGUAAUAUAUAUAUACAAGUGUAAAACUUUAGAAACUAAGCCCGGAUCAGUGACCUUACACUCCUCUUCUGCUUCUUAUAGAGUCCCGACAGUCGUCCAUGGCGCACCACUCAGCAUGUUAUAUAGCAUUUCUUCGCUUUCAUUUUUGUUCAGCGAGUUACGUUUCGCGUUUCAAACUCUCUCCGUCGCUUCUAAUAAGACGAGCAAAAAAAGUGUGAGCUGAUUGGUUUAUUUAUUUGAUUCAUUUAUGGUGCUCACAUCCCUUUUCUCUUAUUCUCUAUUCCCUCCCUUCCUUGUCUGUAUUCCUCGGUAUAGAGGUAUGCAUUUAUUACAUCGCCUUUUCCAGUGUCGUUUUGCUUCUGCCUGUUUAAUAAAACAAAAUCAUUGGGA